Molecule: messenger RNA, 8331 nt
Organism: Leptidea sinapis
Lineage: Eukaryota; Metazoa; Arthropoda; Insecta; Lepidoptera; Pieridae
Product: kelch-like protein 5
Exons: 10
Coding region: 102-1928 (608 amino acids)
Molecular function (GO): protein binding
Source: RefSeq, a predicted model, not a curated record
ACUUCAUAGUUCAUUGUUUGUUUGUUCUAAAACGGUCUUGUAAAUGUUCGAUACUUUCUAAGUUUUUAUAGUUUAAUAAUCGAUUAUAACUGUGAGAAACAAUGUCGGGCUGUGAUCAAAAAUGUGAAACUUCAAAAGACAAUGUAUCUCAAAAUUCUGUUGAUGAAGGUUUACCACGGGAACUAAGCCAGUUAAGCCUUUCAAGUGGAUCAAGCCCCGAAGAAUUCCAUUGUAACAAAGGACAUUCCGAAGCAACUUUAAAAAACAUUUUUACCUAUUAUCAAUCACAAAAACUUUGCGAUGUUGUUCUUAUUGCUGCUGGAGUCAGAAUACCUUCACACAAAAUUGUUUUGGCAUCAUGUAGUGAGUAUUUUGCAGCAAUGUUCACAGGGUCUUUGCAAGAAGCUAAGUUAUCGGAAAUAACAUUAGAAAGGGUAGAUCCACAGGCACUAAGGACACUAGUACAUUAUUGUUAUACAGGCAUAAUAGAAUUAAGUGAAGAAACUGUAGAAGUAUUAUUAUCUACAGCUACGCUUCUGCAAUUGCACGUUGUUACUUCAACUUGUUGCGAUUAUCUAGAGAAACAAUUGGACCCAUGCAAUUGUUUAGGCAUAGCAUUGUUUGCUGAACAACAAUCCUGUUUAAAUUUACACAAAGCAGCAAUGGAUUACACACAUCAACAUUUUGUGCAGGUUGUGAAGAAUGAAGAAUUUCUUUGUUUGACUGAAGCACAGCUGGAGAUUUUGUUGAAGUCAGAUGAUCUCAAUGUAGUUACCGAAGAAAAUGUGUUUGAGAGUCUAAUGUUAUGGGUGCAACAUGAUCUUGCCAAUAGGCAAAAACAUCUGCCCAAUCUUCUUAAACUUAUAAAACUGCCACUUCUUUCAUCUGAGUAUUUGAUAGACAAAGUUGAGGCUGCCUGUGGGAAUGUGUCAGAAUGCCAACCACUUAUAAUGGAGGCAGUCAAGUGGCACUUGCUACCGGAGAGAAGAUCUCUUCUUUUUUCACACAGAACUAGACCAAGGACAUCAACUAUAGGAAGACUGCUAGCAAUUGGUGGCAUGGAUGGAUACAAAGGUGCAAAUAACAUGGAGAUGUAUGAUCCAAGAACUAAUACAUGGACACCUUUCAUGAGAAUGGGAACUCGGAGGCUGCAGUUUGGUGUUGGUGUGAUACAUAAUAAACUCAUAGUAGUAGGUGGAAGGGAUGGACUGAAAACACUUAAUACGGUGGAAUGUUUUGAUCUUACAUCAUUGAGCUGGAGCACUCUGGCAUCAUUGAACACUCACAGGCAUGGGCUGGGUGUUGCAGUUCUCGGUGACGGCCCAAACUCACCCAUCUAUGCUGUUGGGGGACAUGAUGGAUGGAUAUAUUUAAAUUCUGUCGAAAGAUGGGAUUCGUGCUCGCGCUCGUGGACUCUGGUGGCGCCGAUGGCGGGAGCGCGUAGUACUUGCGGCGUGGCGGCGCUAGGAGGCCGCUUGUACGCAGCGGGCGGACGCGACAGCGGCGCGUGUCUGCGCUCCGUCGAGUGUUACGACCCCGCCACCAACCACUGGGCGGCGUGCGCGCCCAUGACCAGGCGCCGCGGCGGCGUUAGCGUUUGUGCAUCUGCUGGGUAUUUGUACGCACUGGGCGGUCACGAAGCGCCGGCCAAUGCGGUGGGCGGUCGCCUUGCGUGCGUAGAGCGCUACGACCCGGCUACCGACACGUGGGUGCUACUCGCGCGACUCUCCUACGGGAGAGACGCCAUGGGAUCAUGUCUGCUAGGCAAUAGGAUUGUAGCUGUCGGUGGUUACGAUGGAGCUCAGUACCUAUCCGUAGUGGAAGUGUACGACUCCGAGAACAACUGUUGGCGGAAGCUUUCGUCACUGAGCACAGGGCGCGCGGGAGCUGCCGUGGUGGCCAUACCGCCGCCCAGAAACAUUUUCUGAUAUUGCCACCACCAGCUCACCGUGUACGUGAUCGGGUGAAAUGUCAACACUGAACUUUCUAACCCUAUGAUAUAGACAUCAAUAUAACUGUAUAAGUGUGUUCGAUACCUUACCAACGUUGGUUCGUGUGUGCUAAGCCUAAGGUUACAUCUUGCGGUAAGUGUCUUCUAUCGUUACGGCUUUCUUUAGUGUUCAUGUUGAAGUUUGUUAGUCAUGACGUUUUGUGAUAAUUAACGUUUGAAUUUAUACUUCUUUUGGCGCCGUUGUGGCACCCGUAAUCUUGCCGGCAUCCUCUGCAAAGGAGCCUCCCACAACUAGACCAUUUGUAUCAUACUUCAGCUACCCUAAGCCUCUUGCAACUCAUAUGUCUAUAAAACUAACAAUGGAUGAGAAUUCAAUAAAAUUUCAGUACGCUUAAGUUGUAACCAAAAAAUUGAAUUCUUUUUCAUUGAUUGAAAUCAAAUUUUAUGAUAAUCAACCAAAUUAUGCGGCAUAAUAAUAAUACUUUUAUUGGUUGUUUUUAAUAUCAUUUCUUUUACAAUACUGUUUUUUCUAUAAAUGUUAAAUAGCACGAAAUAUAAAAAAAUUUCAGGGUUUUUGUUUUGUUACGCCAAAGAAGUAUAACUUCUUGCGUGCAUAUAUAAGUACACACAUACUUUUUUGAUUAAUUAAAAGACAUUACUUGUGACAUAGCUAUUGUAAUGUGCCAAAACGGCCAUUAGACCAUGCCGCUAUUCUUAACCGUGUAUGAACCAACAGUAGGCUGUACUUGGCGCCAAUGUGAUAGUAUAAUAAUUUAACAUCCUUACAAAUAAACUUAAUUAUAAGUUAUGCCUGAGAAUAAAUCAAUUUUAUGCAAAAUGUUGACUAUAUCAAAAGGCAUAAAAGGCAUUUAUUUUCUCAAAAUUGAUUCCUUUAGAAUUCUUUUUGAUGUAAUUUCUAAUAACUACUAGAUACUACUACCGCUUCGGAAACAAAUGGCGCUCUGAGAGAGAAGAAGCAAGAAACUCUCCCAGCAUUCUUUUUUUGCGCUCUUUUCAAUAAAAAUAUACAAUAUUGUACAGUCAUUUCUAUCGCUAUAAAAUAAUCACAAUCUAGUCCCAGGCCGUCCGAUCAUUCAGAUAUUCAGCAGUGGAGUAAUAGGAUUUACGACAGAGCCAUUCCUUUAUAAAACAUUUAUUUAUUUCUUUAAAUUUUUCUUUGAGAGACUGUCAAUAACCAAGCUGAUAUAUAGCACGAACAGCUCUCUUUUGCAGAGCAAACACUAUGUCAAUGUCAGCAGCAUGACCCCAUAGUAAUAUACCGUACGUCAAAAUCGUAUCGAUCAUUGUCGUAUCGCUGACAAUACUGUCAAUACAAUGAUAAUUCUGAAGUUUUCCUAAUGUCAGGCAGCCUUGCAAAUAAACGCGGAAAACGUUAUACGUCCGAAUAAACCAAUCAUAAGCAAUGUGUAGGUAUUUGUAAACAUUUUGCAUAUUUUUGGUUUAUUCUUAACUUUAUAUCAAGUUUAUUUGUAUGGCCGAUAGUGUUUAGAUAAAUGUUUUAGCUAAAUAACAAACUUUCCAACUAUUUUUUACCAUUCACGUUGAGUGUCUAAUAGGCCCCAAUAGUUUGAUGUUAGAGUUAGGCAUAUUUUUGAGGUUUUCUUGAGAUAUGUAGUUUAUGUGUAGUCUUCAUAGUGUCGAUUUAUGAUGAACUAAUUGAAUAGUAUGUAGGCAGUGUUGUAACUUUUUACCUACUUAAUAAGUACAUAAAAACAAACCAAAUUUUCUUUUGUCGACUCUAAGUUAAUCCCAAGACUACAAAUAGAAUAUACACGUGGAAUUGAUCUCUGAAUAAAAUUAAGACUGAGAAACAACAAAUUUUGAUUUUUUUAAAGACUUGGUAUGUGUGGCUAAACUGUGAUUCUUCGUACUUAAUUCAUUAACCGUUAUUAUUACUAAUUUGGAUUAUAAUAGUAUUCAGAAAGUAUUAUUUUAGACAGAGUCCGCCAUUGUUUUGGACCAGGUGUAGCAGUGCUUCGAUGUAAAGAAAAAUAUUCGGUUUUUGGUAGAAUAAUCACACCAAACCAGUGAAACCGAUACUGUAGCUGAUAUUAGUCAUUUAAGUUUGUAUAUCCUCCUAUAAAAUUGCCAAAACUAUUUGUACAAAUGUGAACAUGAAAAUAUCCAACCUUCAUUUCCUAUUAGCAUAUACAAUAUUGACUUUAGGAUAUUGGUGUCUUACUAUGAAAUGAUCAGAUCAAUGUGGCCAAUUGGUUUAUUUUUUAUUGGCCGUCAAUUUUGGGCCCAAGUUAGUUUCACAUGUUAAUAGUCUCCUUUAUUUGAAUUUUAGAGGAAUUUCGGAAACCGUGAAACCUUUGCUGCUCAAAAUACUCAGCAUAAACAAAGUUGCACUACGACAGGCCAAAAAUAAUAGAACACGAAGAAUUAUUGCUUAUUUCGCGUCAAAUGCCAUUUUUGAGCUAUAUAGGUGAAAAGGUACUUUUCUUUUUCAAUUCCUUAUUUCUCUAUAUUUUCCCUUAAAACAAUUACUGAACCUGUCUAUUAUUUCGGCCAUGAUCUCGGCCGGAUAUUAGAUCUUAUUGAUCAGAUAGUAACCACCUAGUGACACCUUGUAAAAGUUUACGCUGACGCAUCGAUUAAUGCUUUUGAUCUCCACAGAAAGUUACGGUUCUUCUUCUUCUUCUUGGUUUAUUGGCUUGCGCGUUAAGCGAUUGAGCCAUUGUCAAGUAGAAAGUUACGGUUAUAUAUUGUACCUGACAAUUAUCUCCGCAAUUGUAACCGUGAACUAUUCGUAGGUCCUUCUUUAGUUUCGUCUAUUGCGCGAAGAAGAUCGUAAUACCAGUUCUUUAUUGGCCACCAAUCUUAUAUGUGACCUGUUUGGUGAUUUAGUUAUUUCAUAAUCAUAACUUGAUUGGUAGAGAAAGUAUUAUGUUAGAUUAGUUAAUUACUAUAUAUCUUUAUCAAGUGCAACUGGUCUUCGAGAGCAUAGCUACUUUAAAGUAAAAAGUUAUUUAAACUCCUUUGAAUGGCCGCGUGGUCUUAUUCGAAAUUGGUCUUCGUUUCAACCUUGAUAAAUCAACAAAACUUAUAGACAGUUAAAGUCGCAUUAUUUUGCACUGCCCGUGCGACAAAUAAUCGUCUCUACGCCAGGAAUUGUACACAAUCAGUCGUUAUAUUUAGUACUAUAAAGAGUAUCGAAUAUUUUGGAAUAGACAACCAUAUAUCGAAUAAUCGUCGAAUAAUUAAAUUCAGCUUUUUUAAUAUAAUUAUUAGUUUACAAAUAUUGCAGUAUUUUAAGACCUGUUGACGCAGUAUCACAAACUUAAUCUUUAAAUUAGGCCUAUUUAAAAUAGUUAAUACUAAUUGUUCUCAUUAACGUACCGUUAAAAGCUUAUCAUUAAAAUCAAGUCGAUUUCUUGUAUGUUUGUUUCAUUGUUUGUAUUACAAUUUAUAUAUCUUGUUUUUUUUUCAAAAAUUGUACAUUAAACAAAGAGAACUUCAAAGAUAAUUAAUCACAAGUAUUAUACAAGUUUUGUACACAACUAGUAAAUAAUUUUUGUAUUUUUAUGUAACUUUAGGGGUUAGAUAGAGGCCUUUAAUACAUUUGGUUGCUAAUGUGCCAACAGUGAAAAUGUCUAAUUUGUGAGUUAUGACCCUCUUAAUGUUGACAAUCCAUUGGCAUGCUCACCGGCAGAUAGUUGAUACAGAAGAGAUGCCAUUGGGGUUAAAUAACUGUGAUAUCGGAAUGGGUCAUUACAAAUUGACAUGUGCACAUUUUUGUAGGAAUUACGUCGGAAUUUAAUAUAGUCAAAUUGUUUGUUAUGUUUAGGAUUAUAAUAUUUGUAUUCGAAAGUAGUUUUAUUAAUAGUAUUAAUGACAAGAAUACUCUAAUGAAUUGUAGACAUAUUAUAUUAGGGCAUUAUGCUGUUUAAAUUUCAACGUACGACAUACACUAGACUAGACACCUGUUGUUUGAAUUUUUUCUAGAAAUGUCUGCCAAUUUUGUAUCAUAUUCCUCAUCAUCAGAAUUGUUUAUCACGCUCGCUAAUUUGUUCACAAAUGCCUUGCAAUAUGCAUGUGUCGAGGCUUUGUUGUCGAAUGUAUUUAUGUACGUUUAUCUUUAUUAAUUUGUAUGUAUACAUAUUAUUAUCUAAGAGUUGUUAGCUAUCGUCAUCUACUAUUAUUUUAAUUCUGUGAUGGUGCUCAAAUCUGUCUCAACUUCAUCUUAAGCCUUACAGUAUUUACCUCCUAAACAUUUCGUUAAAUGCUAUGUUAUGAAAUAAUGUGAUAUAAUGCUAUUAGUUUUAAUUUUUUGCGACGAAAAAAGGUGCUAAAAGAAGCGAUAUUAGAAUAGGUCAUGGACUGUAUAACCUCAAUAGACUCCUAAACCUUAUAUAUACGAACUGCAAAUAUUUCAGUCAACCUCAUUGUUCAAGUAAAAAUCACAACAUACCGUAAACAACCACUACUGACUACUUAAGAGAUCUGUAUCUUAGCUUCAGAUCAAUAGAGCGCACUUAGAAUUUGCUUACGUAAGACUUAGCUGAGUGUAUGUCUUGUCUUUUAUAGUCAUUUGACAGCUAAAAUUAUACUGAGCUUAAGGACGCGUUUACAAAUCCGACAAAAAUAAGCUAUUUUUCGGAAGAGUUUGUGAUGAAAUCAAACUAAAUCUAGCAAAAUUAAAAAUUGUCACAAAUAGAUUACUUCUUUAUCUCAAAAUAGCGAAAAAUGUUUGGUUUGAAAUUUUCAUAUUUUAUGUCGUAAAAACGAUUAUCCGUUACCUCUUCAUACAUAAUUGACGAAAUGGGGUUCAUUCAGGAUCAUUUUUCUGCUACUACUCACAUUUGUCUUUUAAAAAAAUAAACAAGGAAAGCAGAUAUAUUGAUCUCCGCCUUAGAAGUGUGAUACGUUUGUCUUUUAUUAGGCGUCUAUGUUUUAUAGGGUAAACAAUAGAUACUUCUUUUAGAACCUAGUUACACACUGAUUAAAAAUCGUAAAAUAUAAAAAUAAUUGAGUCGCUAAAAAGUAUUUUUCCAGAAUAUGUAAACAUGGUAUGCAUCGUGUUAUGACUUAAUGCAUUUUUUCUAAAACUGUAAAGUCGCUAGAGGCUUCAAAGUUUACUUCUAAAAUUGGAUACAGGUUCAACUAUGAUCUCAUAAUCAUACUAAAACUGUUUAAGACUGAUAGGAAUACUUUUGACUUAGAUGUAAAAUAAAACACGUUAUAAAAUUCCAAAUUAACAUAUGAUUAUAAUUCGAAAGAGGAUUAAAUUUACGAACACAUGAUACAUUUAUAAAAACUGCAACAUAAUGUAAUGCUUUUUUUAUUUAAGUUUUAUAUGAGACAAUUUCAAAACAGUUUCUACGACUCGGAGUUGCUUUAUUUGCUAAAAGCCUAUGUGUGUUUAGCCUAAUUCCAUUAUUAUAUUAUAUCGUGUGAGAAUAGAGAAAUCUUCAUUGCCAAGCACUCGCUGUUCAUUAUUUUCUUACUUUAAAAUAUCAUUAGAUAAUUGAAAGUUAUCCCUAGGUCAGUCAAAUCACAUUAAACUUAAGAGUACAGGUUAUUUGCCUAGCAGUAAUAGUUUAGUCUUAAUAAAGUCAAGCAAGUCGCUCAAGGCCCGACAAGUGUGUUGACGGCGGUGAUCACUUAACAUCAGAUAUGCCGUGUGCUUGUUUUUCCUUCUCUCCCAGAGACAAGCCCGCUCUCAGUACAAUGAGAUAGUGGCGUGAUGUCUGUAGCUCUCAAUAACACCACCCCGCAGUGCCUAGCAACUAAACAAUAUUGCAGAGACUACGUCGUAAAAAAUAGUAUAUUACGCACCUAGUGAGAAUAGUAGUUUAUUCUGAACCGCGGAAUAUUGACAAUCGCGGGUGGAAAUGUCCUACUUAUCUCACGUGGUGCGUAUACGAUUUUUUCCCCACAUUUUGAAAAGGUCGCUUUUAGUCCCUGGUACGAGGGACAAAAGUCAUCUUGCCGGGAGAGAAUCGGCCACUUUUCUAAGGACGAAAAGACAGCUUUUCAUCGAGGUGGGAAAAAAGUUGUUUUUACAUAUUAUUUACUUUGUUCUUAUUAAAGCAUACUGUGAGGUAAAACUCAAAAAAUAAUUAUUAUUUUUCGUGGUUCCAAAAUGAUUUUAUGUAUUGGCGCUAGGCGCAUAACACUUAAAAUUAUUUUUAUUUUUCUCGGUGAUAGAUGUAAAAAGCAUAAUAGUGUGCUUUUGAAUAUGUAUUAUUGUAUCUAUGUAUUAUUAUAAGAAUAGUUAUUAUUGAUGUAGUAAAUUGUAUUAUUUUUUUUGUAAUGGCUUUGUACUUGGCCAAAGUGUAAAUGUAUAACGGAAUUAAUCUUAAUAGUCGUUAUGUUAAAUACAGGAAAAAAUAUUGAAUAAAGUAUCGUAUUUU